CCCAAAAUGGACAUGGACGUAACCUCCGGAAACUCCGGCUCUCUCACAAAGAAGCGCACCCGCAUUCUCCUCUCAUGCGCGCCCUGUCGCAACUCGAAGCUCAAGUGUGACCGCGAACAGCCAUGCGGGCAGUGCGCAAAAAAGGGUCGCCUGGACCUGUGCGUCUAUGCGCCCAAGCCGGAGAAGAAGAGGCCGGCGGCCAAGGGCAUGGCGGCCCGGCUCAAGAGGCUCGAGGGCAUGGUGCGAGGCAUGAUGGACGAAGAGGGCAACUUCAAGCGGCAGCCCCAGGCGGCGGGCGAGAGCACGGCGCCGCAGUUGAAGGGGCAGGUUAUCCACGGAGAGAAUGCGACGACGUAUGUUGGGGCGACUCAUUGCUUGGCGAUGCUUGAGGAUAUCGAAGACAUCAAGGCCUACUUUGAUGACCCCGGAGACUCGGAUGACGACGCCCUGCCGGGGGAUGAGCUGGACGGGCCGGAAUUGCUUCUCUAUUCGAGAGGGGCUCCGAGUAAUCGAGAAGAGCUUCUUGCCCAGCUGCCCGAAAGGAAUGUUGCGGACCGGCUCGUCACGCGGUAUUUCUCAUCCAGGAGCCCAUCUCAACACAUCCUUCACCGUCCGACAUUCACAAAAGCAUAUGUGCAAUUCUGGCAAAACCCAAGUGCAGUUUCCCUCCACUGGAUAGCCGUCCUCUUCAUGGUCCUCUCCCUCGGAGUCUUCUUCAACAACUUCUCCGCCCCCGACGAGGUCGAAAGCGACUCCCCGAUAUCCGUCAAGGACAGAAUCAGACAAUACCGCUCAUGCGCCGGCUGGGCCUUGAUAUGGGGCAAGUACUCCCAGCCAACCGCCAUCACGAUCCCCGCCUUCAUCCUCUACGUCGAAGCCGACUUCAUCCUCAACCGCGCGGCCCAGAUGAACUGCUACAUCCUGUCGGGCGUCUGCCUGCGGCUGAUGCUCAAGAUGGGCUAUCACCGGGAUCCCUCCCAUCUGGCGAGCAUCUCGCCGUAUGAAGGGGAGAUGCGGCGCAGGCAGUGGAACAUGGCUGCCCAGAUCGACCUCCUCGUUUCCUUCCACAUGGGGCUCCCGAGCAUGGUGACCGGCAUCGAAUCGGACACGGAACUGCCCCGGAACCUGGAAGACGACGACUUUGACGAAAACUGCAAGGAGCUCCCGCCACCGCGGCCCGACACCGUCUACACGUUCAUGACCUACGCCAUCCACAAGUCCAGGCUCCUCCGCGUCUUCAGACAAAUCGCCCAGCAGGCGCACGCCCUGACACCACCAAGCUACAGCGACGUCCUCAACCUCGACAACCUCCUCACCGAAACCUGGAACAGCGUCCCCUCGUUCAUGCACGUGAAGCCACUCGAAGAGUGCGUCGGCGAGGAGCCCCAUCAGAUCAUCCAGCGAUACGGACUCGCGUCCCUCUACCACAAGAGCCGCUGCGUCCUCCACCGCCGCUAUCUGGCGGAAGCCGUACCGAAGCCCGAGCACGAUUACUCCCGGAACCAGUGUCUGGAUGCCGCUACGGCGCUGCUGGACUUUCAAUACGCUUCUUGGGUGGGAUGUCAGCCUGGCAAUGUCCUCGGCCGCUCGGGCUGGUUCAUGAGUUCCCUCGCCGUGCACGACUUCAUGCUGGCUGCCAUGAUCUUGUAUCUCAUCGUUCAGAACGACAACUAUCUGGAAGAUGGCACCGGUUUCGGCACGGCGGGCAGACAACGAGAAGCACCAACCAAGGAACAGCUGAUCGGCAUGAUCCAAAGGUCACACUACAUCAGCUGUCGAGUCUUCAACAGAUUGACAGACCUGAGGAAGACGGCAGAUACCUUGGCCGUCAUGCUGGCCAAACUCGGUAGACCCGUGGAACGGAACUCACCCGCCUCAUCAAGCACACCGUACCCACCAUCCGGAAGGGAGUCGACCAGCAGAUCAACGUCUAGUCAGGCAGUAUCCCAAGAGGCCGUUGGGUACGCGUCUGAUUAUCCCACAAGCAGACUCGAAGGUUUGUUUGCAUACUCCCAGUCCA
Trichoderma citrinoviride is the source of this 2020-nucleotide messenger RNA. RefSeq lists its product as hypothetical. Gene Ontology annotation, molecular function: zinc ion binding; DNA-binding transcription factor activity, RNA polymerase II-specific; DNA binding. The annotation marks the transcript as partial. Gene Ontology annotation, biological process: regulation of DNA-templated transcription; DNA-templated transcription. Lineage: Eukaryota; Fungi; Ascomycota; Sordariomycetes; Hypocreales; Hypocreaceae. Gene Ontology annotation, cellular component: nucleus. The record is from RefSeq and is a predicted model, not a curated record. The transcript is spliced from 4 exons.